Molecule: messenger RNA, 1176 nt
Organism: Carassius auratus (goldfish)
Lineage: Eukaryota; Metazoa; Chordata; Actinopteri; Cypriniformes; Cyprinidae
Product: gamma-glutamyl hydrolase-like
Exons: 9
Coding region: 54-1004 (316 amino acids)
Biological process (GO): tetrahydrofolylpolyglutamate metabolic process
Cellular component (GO): vacuole
Molecular function (GO): gamma-glutamyl-peptidase activity
Source: RefSeq, a predicted model, not a curated record
UCAGAUCUAUAUGAGUGAAGGAGCGCGCUCCUGGUUGUGUGCGCGCGGUCAGAAUGGGCUUCAGCGCGCUCGUGUGCGCGUGUGUGUUAGCGCUGUGCGGCGCUGAUGCGUUCACACUCCCGCAGAGAAACGAGCCUGACAACGACAGACCGAUCAUCGGGAUUCUGACACAAGAGGUUGAUGAUUAUAUGAGAAAGUUUGGAGAGACAUACAUCCCUUCAUCAUAUGUGAAGUACAUUGAAUCUGGAGGAGCUAGAGUUGUGCCGAUUAGGCUAAACCAGAGUUUUGCAGAGCAUGAAAAAAUCUUCAGGUCAAUAAAUGGUCUUCUUCUCAUUGGAGGCUCUGUGAAUCUGGAGACGUCUGACUUCGCUCGCACCGCUGGGAUUUACUUUAGACUUGCCCUUAAUGCGAACGAUGAGGGCGAUUACUUUCCCAUCUGGGGAACAUGCCUGGGAUUUCAGCUGCUCACGGUGCUGGUGGCUGGAGAAAACCUGUUGAGUAAGACGACUGCAGAGAAUGUGACUUAUCCACUCAACUUCACCGCAGAGGCUUCACCCAGUCGUAUGUUUACCAACUUCCCAUCUGACAUCCGUAAAGCGUUGUCCCAGGAACCACUUACUGCAAAUUUCCACCAUUAUGGGGUGACUAAAGAGGCAUUCUUGGGUAAUGAGAAAUUAAGUGGCUUCUUUUCAGUGCUGUCCACGAACAUAGCACAGAAUGGCUUUGAGUUUGUUUCUACCGUGGAAGGCAGGAAGUACCCUUUCUAUGGGGUACAGUGGCAUCCGGAAGUGAACCGCUUUCAGUGGGACCCUCAUUACAACUUUCCUCAUUCCCGCAAUGCUGUGCACGUGUCAUCCUUACUGGCUGAAUUCUUUGUAAAUGAGGGAAGGAGAAGCUCCCACCACUUCAGAGAAGCAGCAGAAGAGAGCAGCGCGCUCAUCUACAACUACAGCCCUGUGUAUGUGGCCAAUAUCUCCGCUUAUGAACAGUCUUAUUUCUUCUGAGAGACACAGUACAGGAGGACACCGAGCAAGACAAAGAAAGAAAACACUUGUUAAGAUAUAUUUCAGACUGAUUUUUUUUUUUUUAAAGAGCUCAUCACAGACCUCAUCUCAUAUUUAGCAUAUUGUGUUUUUAACUGAGAGACCAUUUAAAUAAUCAGUAUUUGAUUACAUG